Molecule: messenger RNA, 1252 nt
Organism: Punica granatum (pomegranate)
Lineage: Eukaryota; Viridiplantae; Streptophyta; Magnoliopsida; Myrtales; Lythraceae
Source: RefSeq, a predicted model, not a curated record
UAUUUCCAACUUCUUUGUUGCUUUCUCCGUUAAGCAAAUGGACAGACGGACAAGACACUGCAAUCCUGGAGAUGAACUUUGGUAUUUGUUUGUUUGUUGGAGCAUGCGAAUAUAUAUUGAUGCUGCGGAUCAUCUGUCUAUGUUCUUAGACGUUGCGGAUGCUGCAGCAUUGCCUGAUGGAUGGUGCCGAGAUGCCAAGCUUGCAUUCACUUUAGAUGAUCAGGAGAAUGGAGAAGCCUCGACAGCAAUGGAGACCCAUCACAGGUUCAGCGCAGGAACGACCAAUGGGGGUUCGCAAAAUUCAAGCGUCUGAAUGAGUUUCACGAUCGCACUAAAGGUUAUGUAGUUGAUGAUACUGUGGUGGUUGAAGUUGAUAUAACUCUACUCGAGGUUGUUCCGGCAGUCGUGUUAGCGACACAAAUAGGCUGCCUUGACUCCUAUUUCAGCAAUCUCUCCAAGUAUUUUAAUGCUGCUGGGACCUCUCGUUUGGGGGAAAGAUUGGCUUCAGAUAUGCGGACCCUUGAUUUGGCUUCUGGAGAUGAUGUAGAGAUGGCCAAGCACUCCUUGGAGGAAUGCCUGUCAGAUCUCUUCAAUUUGAACAUGACCAAUAAGCUUUCUUCGGCCUUGUCGAUCUUAAGCCAUGCCCGAGCUGGGUUAUCUCCUGAUCAGAAGAGAGCAAUCAAGAAAUUUAAGAUCAACUUUGCUGAUUUUGUCUCCGACUACUUAACCUUUGAGCAAGACAAUUCUGAUUUUGAGCUGCAGAAAAUCACGUGGGAUCACCUAUACUCUACGAUGAAGAAUGAUCACGAGACUCACCUAUCACAGAGACCGUCGUUAGAUAGCCUUGCCAAUGAAAAGGAAGAGCUCAAAAAGAGACUAAAGGAAGUGAGUGCCAGAGAGAUGAAGCUGAUAUCUGAGUGUGAAACUCUGAUGAACAAAUCGGAGGAAGUGAAAUCGAGAUUCGCAAUUCAGGACAAGUAAGUUAGCGGAGGCAGAGGAGAAGAAAAAAAUAGCCGAGGAAAGGAUGUCUCGAUGUACCAGUGCUUGGUCCAGUUUGAAGGAUCAUUUCCUUUAAAGUUUCAGCUUGCGGAGCAAAAAUGGCUGUAGAAGCUGCAAGAUCACCAGCUGUGUUGCACUGGAGGAUGUGACCGGAAUGCUAUCUGUCGAACCAAGUACCUUUAAAAUCCUUAUUCAGUUGUUAUGUUUCUUACCGUGGCCUGUAGCACUGUACUAGACAUCUCAAAUUUCCCCA